UUAUGUGCUACAAGCUUUUUCACACCGUUGUUGUAUAGGGAUUACUAUUAAUCGUUACAAAGUAUUUUCUUUGCCGUGAGGCAUAAUAACGUAGAUGUUUGAAAUAAAUUGGAAUUCUACGACAGUUAAGAUAAAGUGCGUAGCGUGACUACAUCCGGUCUUACUUGGAUAUCACGAGUUUUAAGAUCAUAUGACGCAUUUGUUUAAUUAGGUCGGGAGUUCCACUUCUGAGAGUAUUAACGUGGCAAAUAAUUUCAAUACAACACGGUAGUGCUUUUACGAUUUAGUGAAACCGAAAGUAAAGAUACGGGCGUCUCCACUAACCAGCCUCACUGGCUUGUUCCGUGACACCCUAGCUGGAAAUGCUAAUUAAUCCGAACAAUUAAGGUGUUGAGUGCAUUUAAAAUAAGUCAUUUUUAUGCGAAAAGAUCGUACGCACUUGAUAACAGUAGGGUGAAUCAAUUCGCCGCCAGCGAUUUACCUUCCGGAGGAGGCUCUGGGAGAUUGAUUUUCCCACCCGAGCUGGCUGUGAGGUCAUUGAGGAUGCAACAGUAGCACCUAAUUGUUCCUAUGUAGAUUGUUGCGUUAACAAUUGUGGUGAUUACUGAUGUCCGAGCGUUGUUUUUACUAGAAGUAGACGCUUUUAAAUAGUCACUGGUAGCGGACCCGCUCAGUCAGUUUGAGUUUGGCGAUUCGUGGUGCGUUUGCAUUGUUCUGGUGACAGUGUUGGUGAAAACAAGAGCCUCGGAAAAUAUACCGUUGAAGUUACUUGGUUGUACUUCUUCCAACCCAUCGAAAAUCAGUAUGAAUUCCAAUCAAAUGCUGUGGUGCGCCAGUUUACUUCUGGUAGUCGGAUUUUGUUCCGUUGAUGGAGCUGCCAUUCGCGAAAAACGGCAAUUGAAUUCUCUACUCACACUCAGUGGAGAAUCGAACGCUAGGAUUGAAAAUGGUACCAUAAUCUGUGACACUCUGACCUGCCCGCCGACAUCGUUCAAGUGUAUCAUCGUGAAGAACAACACCAAGGAGGACUUCAAUACGAUCGAGGUGACACGCGAGUGUCUUGACCCGGCCGGAAAGGCCACAGCCAAAACGGUGGAGCGCGAGCCAAACAAGUUCCCCGGGGGGCAUUUCGAGAGCUACGCGGAGAUUGAUAAGAACGGAAACAUUGCGUCGUUCGACAACCGAGGCAACUCGUACAACCACUCCGGCAGGGGUGAUGUGCACUCCUAUCUGUACCAGCAGAUUGAGGAACUACACAAGGCAAUUUUGGACCAGCUGCACAAUGCUGGCCCUGGAACACCAUUGCGGAUUCCGUAGAAACGAAGCACGUCACGCGUCGGUGAAACGUGAGGCAGCGCCGGCGUUUGCGUUAGUUAAGCGUAAAUUGGCUGGUUUUAUAUUUUAAUUUACCAAUAAAACUACAUCGAUAGCAAUUCGUCAAGAAUGGAAACCCGAUUGAUGAUAUAAGUAUGAAUAGCUCGGCCCUUACGGGGUUAGCGAAUGAGACGCAACCAGGUUAUCUGAUUCAUAGAUGGGAACCUUCCCACACUUGGCGGAAUAACAAUGCGAAUAGUAGAAAGCCCCUCCGGCGAAAUUUGUGUAAUGUUAGCUUAGGACGGCCCGUUUAUCUGGUAAAACGAUAUGUUUUCUAAACACGCGAAUCGGUUGUACGUUAAUCAAUUGUGAUAUGUAGAUAAAUAAAUUCAACCUAGAUGUUAACAUUACGCAUUAGUGUAACUAUUUUUGUUUUCUCAGGGUUGCUGGAAUGAUAUAUAGUUUUUUAAUUUACGA
This is a messenger RNA of Wyeomyia smithii (pitcher-plant mosquito), 1791 nucleotides long. RefSeq lists its product as uncharacterized. The transcript has 2 exons. Lineage: Eukaryota; Metazoa; Arthropoda; Insecta; Diptera; Culicidae. Bases 805 to 1317 code for a protein of 170 amino acids. The record is from RefSeq and is a predicted model, not a curated record.